This is a messenger RNA of Betta splendens (Siamese fighting fish), 4569 nucleotides long. RefSeq names its product adenylate cyclase type 1-like. Gene Ontology annotation, molecular function: adenylate cyclase activity. Gene Ontology annotation, biological process: adenylate cyclase-activating G protein-coupled receptor signaling pathway; intracellular signal transduction; cAMP biosynthetic process. The transcript has 17 exons. The coding region runs from base 1 to 2499 and encodes 832 amino acids. Lineage: Eukaryota; Metazoa; Chordata; Actinopteri; Anabantiformes; Osphronemidae. Gene Ontology annotation, cellular component: plasma membrane. The record is from RefSeq and is a predicted model, not a curated record.
AUGGCGGCGGCCCCGGAGGAGGAGGUGGACCGCAGACCGAUCCGGAGGGUCCGGUCCAAGAGUGACACGCCCUACAUCAACGAGGCGAGGAUUUCUCUGCACCUGGAAACAGAACUACUGGUGGAUGAAUGUCCCUGUUUGUUCCUGCAGGAGAAUCACUGCAGGCGCAUAAAGAUACUGGGCGACUGCUACUACUGCGUGUCCGGACUGACCCAGCCCAAAGCGGACCACGCCCACUGCUGCGUGGAGAUGGGCCUGGACAUGAUUGACACCAUCGCGUCAGUGGUGGAGGCCACUGAGGUGGAUCUGAACAUGCGUGUUGGUCUGCACACGGGACGGGUGCUGUGUGGCGUGUUAGGCCUCAGGAAAUGGCAGUAUGACGUGUGGUCAAACGAUGUCACACUGGCCAAUGUGAUGGAGGCUGGCGGGCUGCCCGGCAAGGUGCACAUCACAAGGACGACCCUGGAGUGUUUGAAUGGAGACUACGAGGUGGAACCAGGCUUCGGCCACGAGAGGCAUGCUUUCCUUCAGAAACAUCAUAUAGAGACAUUUUUCAUCGUGCCAUCACACAGACGCAAAAUCUUUCCAGGUCUGAUUCUGUCCGACAUAAAACCAGCCAAGAGGAUGAAGUUUAAGACCGUGUGUUACUUGCUGGUACAGUUAAUGCACUGUAGGAAGAUGUUCAAGGCCGAGAUCCCCUUCUCCAACGUCAUGACCUGUGAGGAUGACGACAAACGGAGAGCCCUGCGCACCGCGUCGGAGAAGCUGCGGAGCCGCACGUCCUUCUCCGCCUCGGCCGCGCAGCACUCGCCGGGAACACGAGUCAACCGCUACAUCGGGCGCCUCAUCGAAGCGCGGCAGACCGAGUCGGAGACGUCGGACCUCAACUACAUCACCCUGUUUUACCGGAGCAGAGACCGGGAGCGCAGGUAUCACCAGGUGUACGACGACCACUUCAUCAGUGCAGCGGUGCUCUCCCUGAUCCUGGCUGCUCUGUAUGGCCUCAUCUACCUGCUAAUGAUUCCACAGGGGGUGCUGGUGCUGCUGCUGCUCGUGCUCUGCGUUUGUUUCCACGUGGCCUGUGUCAUGUACCUGCAUCUCACCAGUGUUCAGUGCCAACCAGGCUGCCUCACCAUCCAGAUCCGCACCGUUCUGUGCAUCUUCCUUGUUCUGCUCACCUACUCUGUCACCCAGGCCUGUGUGGUGGGCUGUGUUCCCUGGGGGAGGAUUAGCGUGAACUCCAGCCGGCCUGUGGAGGACGCCCCCAACAGCACGGCUGCAGACAGGGGUUGUCCCAACAUGGCCUACGCGCUGCUCUCCUGUGUGGCAGGGACGCUCACCAUCGUCCCUUACCUCCGCGUCUCCUCGCUCCCCAAGAUCCUCCUGCUCCUCCUCCUCUCUGUCACCUACACCGUUGUCAUGGAGACCAGCGGCUAUCGCCAAGCUGUGGGCGGUGGCUUCCUCCACACGCGUGGUUACGACCCUGUGCUGGCCAUCCUGCUGUUUUCCGGAGCUCUGGCUCUUCAUUCAAGACAACUGGACCUGAAGCUGCGACUCGACUAUCUGUGGGCUACUCAGGCUGAGGAGGAGCGGGACGACAUGGAGAAAGUCAAGCUGGACAACAAGCGGAUCCUGUUCAACCUGCUGCCAGCUCAUGUGGCUCAGCACUUCCUCAUGUCAAACCCCAGGAACAUGGACCUCUACUACCAGUCCUACGCUCAGGUCGGAGUGUUGUUCGCCUCCAUUGCCAACUUCAACGAUUUCUACAUCGAGCUCGAUGGGAACAACAUGGGAGUCGAGUGUCUGAGGCUGCUGAAUGAGAUAAUCGCCGACUUUGAUGAGCUGAUGGAUAAAGAGUGCUACAGGGAUAUUGAGAAGAUCAAGACCAUCGGCAGCACAUACAUGGCAGCGGUUGGACUGGUUCCUACAACAGCUUCUAAGACGAAGAAGUCCAUCACCUCGCACCUAUGCACUGUGUCCGACUUCGCCAUUGAGAUGUUCGACGUCCUGGACGCCAUCAACUACCAGUCGUACAACGACUUUGUCCUGCGAGUAGGGAUCAAUGUGGGGCCAGUGGUGGCUGGCGUGAUCGGAGCCAGGAGGCCUCAGUAUGAUAUCUGGGGAAACACGGUGAACGUAGCCAGCAGGAUGGACAGCACUGGAGUACAAGGAAAGAUACAGGUGACUGAAGACGUUCAUCGCCUCAUCGCAGACUACUAUGACUUUGUUUGCCGCGGCCAGGUCAGCGUGAAGGGCAAAGGUCAGAUGCUCACCUACUUCCUUGGGGGACGCAAGCAGGGCAGCAGAGCGUGCCACACGCAGCAGAACCCGGAGCGGCGCUCCAGCGCCUUCGCCCAGGGCAGCGUGUGCACCAGGCUGAGCCCGGCGCCGACAGUCACGUCCUACGCCUCCAUGAGGACGCCGAGCCCUAGCACGGCUAAAGCCUCCACUUCCACCUCCACUAGGUUCCUACCCUCCGUUCCCCUGGCGAUGGUGUGAUGGAUGUCGUCUCCAUGGUGACUGUGAAAACAAGGAAGUGAUGGAGGAGUUGCAUGUGAAUUGGAGAGACCUCCUUGUACUCUGCUCCAGGCCUCUGGAGGAUGAGACGCCCGUGGGAGACGUGUCCUCAGAAACACGGGUCUGAGGUGGCGGCCUCAGUCAGAUCCUGUUUGUUGUUUCAAACUGCAGGGCGACAUGAACAGGAUCCAGGAUGCUUUAGCCACGUUGCACUGUAAUCAAAGGCCAAGGACGUCUCCCAGCUCGCAGAGUCGACUUCCCCAAAAAAUGGUCUACAACGAAAUGAAGAAUAGAAACCCAUUGGAAGCACAAAGCCCCCGUCAACGGCCACAUCCGGAAAUUCCUCUGACUUCAGCCGAGUAUAAACCAAAACAGUGCUGUUGCCUUAGCGACCGCUCCUUACGACGAGUCUCUUGCCCAUGUUUUACGUUUUCGUUGCCUUUUUGAUGCUUUAUUGAUUCGUUGGGCACCAAGUCAGAUAAAUUACUUGCUGGGCCAUUGUUGUCCAUGAGAUACACGUGUUUCUAAGUGAAUUUAGCCAAAUGUAUAAUUGUACACGGCAGUAAAUUGUAAAGACUUGCCAAAAUGCAACAGGGCGUUGCCUUUAAUGGUUUCCGGGUGACACAGCACACGAGCUGAGCUCCUGCUCCCGUCUUUACGUGCACGAUGCCACUGCUGCAUUCAGUCAUGUUUGCCGUCUGUUUCCCUGUGAUGCUUGACUUCCAGAAUCUUCCUCGUCAAAGUGUAGCAAUAAGCUGUUUGUCUCUGGGCUGUCCACCCCCUGCAUGCUGUAGCCAGCUGGACCCUCUUUGACCUGAUAGUGUAUGUAGCCAAUAGAGUGUGCAUAACCAGCCACACGGUCUGUAUCUCUGUGGACUUGAUGCAUGACUUGGAAAACUUAUUUUCAGUAUUGUGUGAGUGUGAUUCCUUCCUCAUAGGACAAUAUUGAAAAAAUAUUUUUUUUUCGUGUGCUUGUUUAUGAAGAAAUUUUUUAUUGUUACUAUUUUUAUGAACUACAAACUGCUUUGGUAGAGUAAAGAAAACUGCUGUUUAUGAGGAGACAUCCAAACCUCUGCGACUGGGAUCCAGAUGAUUUAUUUGACGGUACAGCGCGCUACUCACGGUACGGCUUACCACAGCCUCCUCUCGUGUGUCCCAGCAUGCACUGCCUGCAAGCCUGUGGCUCCUACAUGCAUGCUUUAUGAAACAUUACAACAGGCUGAGCAGCGGACGCAGUGACUCUGUGUAAUGUAGUCUCAUGCAUGCGCUAACGGUAGCGGUCCUCUUGAAUGUAAGGUGCUUCUUGACCUGUGUCUUCUUCAUGAGCUUGGUGCGUGAACCGUUUUUGAGGGGAUGCUGCAGGAUCGCCUGGCGCCAGGCCGGGCGUCCUUCUCCUCCCUGCUCCUGCUGAAAUCAACAGGUAGCUGGUUUUCAAACGUGCCAACCUAUUUUCAUAAACAUAUCAAACUUUUCGUGUGGAGCUGUAGCACAACUGAACGUUUGGCUACACUUGUUGUGGAUUUUCUUUUUUAAAUGCCUAUAUUUUUACUGUUUAAGCUGUUCCUCAACAGUUUUGUAACUCAGUAUGAUGGCAAGUGUUUCUGAGAGAUUUAUUUAGAAACCAGAACCUGAAACGAUCAAUUGUUGUACUUAUGAUCACAUUUAAAAUAAUAUAAAGUCUAUAGUAGCUUGAAUCCUUACUAUGAGUUUGUAAGAGGUUAGAAAUGAGGAUUUUUAUACACUUGCUUUAAUGGAAAGUUGAUGGAAAGGAGCUAUGUAUAAUAUUUUUCUUGUAAAUUGGAUAUUUUCAUACUGUACGAUACGGGUUUUAAUUGUUAUAUGUGGGUAUUAAUGGAUAUUAUUGUACAUUGAGUCUUUUUCAAAGAUCUAUUAUGAAUGAUCCAAUAUUUGUCAAGUUCUUUUGUUGAAGAUGUAUUUAUUGAGAUGUUUUAUGUGAAUGUAAAUUUUGUUAAAGAUGAUAUUUUAUACUAAGUGUUUGCACUGCGAUGAUAUUGACGUAUGACGAUGACGAGAAUAAAGCCAGGAGUCAGA